This is a messenger RNA of Gadus morhua (Atlantic cod), 538 nucleotides long. It is a transcript of the gene uba52, whose product is annotated as ubiquitin A-52 residue ribosomal protein fusion product 1. Gene Ontology annotation, biological process: translation. Lineage: Eukaryota; Metazoa; Chordata; Actinopteri; Gadiformes; Gadidae. Bases 94 to 480 code for a protein of 128 amino acids. The record is from RefSeq and is a predicted model, not a curated record. Gene Ontology annotation, cellular component: ribosome. The transcript is spliced from 5 exons. Gene Ontology annotation, molecular function: protein binding; structural constituent of ribosome.
AUUUACGCACUUUGGUUCGGGAAGUGACGUAAUAUAACUUCCGCUUCUUCCGCUCUCUUUUCGUUGAGGCUCAGCUAGUGGCCGGCCGCAAAGAUGCAGAUCUUCGUGAAGACUUUGACGGGGAAGACCAUCACUCUUGAGGUCGAGCCCAGUGACACUAUCGAAAAUGUCAAAGCCAAGAUUCAGGAUAAGGAAGGAAUUCCUCCUGAUCAGCAGCGUCUGAUCUUCGCUGGCAAGCAGCUGGAGGAUGGGCGUACCCUCUCGGAUUACAACAUCCAGAAAGAGUCAACCCUGCAUCUGGUGCUCCGUCUGCGUGGUGGCAUCAUUGAGCCUUCCCUCAGAAUGCUUGCCCAGAAGUACAACUGUGACAAGAUGAUAUGCCGCAAGUGCUAUGCCCGCCUCCACCCCCGUGCUGUCAACUGCCGCAAGAAGAAGUGCGGACACACCAACAACCUGCGCCCCAAGAAGAAGCUGAAGUAGAUUUUUGUACUUCUAGCUCUUCAACCCGUGGUGUGUUAAAAUAAACGUUAAAAAAGAU